Molecule: messenger RNA, 861 nt
Organism: Leptopilina boulardi
Lineage: Eukaryota; Metazoa; Arthropoda; Insecta; Hymenoptera; Figitidae
Gene: Alr
Product: FAD-linked sulfhydryl oxidase ALR
Exons: 2
Coding region: 122-586 (154 amino acids)
Cellular component (GO): mitochondrion
Molecular function (GO): flavin-dependent sulfhydryl oxidase activity; flavin adenine dinucleotide binding
Source: RefSeq, a predicted model, not a curated record
UUUUGUCGUCUGCUUAAAGGAUUGAUUUUGAGGUUAAAAAAAGAUUGUGUCGGCAAUAUAAAUGUCAAUUUUUCUGAUAUUUACAAUUUUUAAAAAGUGAUUUACGUUUAAUUAAUUAAAAAUGGUUCAAGAAAAACCUUGUCGUACUUGUACUGAUUUUCAAACUUGGGCCAAAUUGCAAAAAAAGACAUAUGAUUCCGAAAAAAAAAUGAAGAGUGAUGAGAAAGUGAUUGAUACAUCUCGAAAAAAUUGUCCCCUGGAUAAAGAUGAAUUAGGAUCAACUACAUGGGCAUUUUUACAUACAAUGGCAGCUUAUUAUCCAGAUUCACCGUCAAAAGAACAACAAAAGGAUAUGAAGAAUUUUUUCUACAUUUUCUCAAGAUUUUAUCCAUGUGCACCUUGCGCUGAGGAUUUACAGGAACAAUUAAAAGUAAAUCCUCCACAAACUGAUUCACAAAAUCAAUUAACUCAAUGGCUUUGUCGAAUUCACAAUCAAGUAAAUAGAAAAUUAAAUAAACCCGAAUUUGAUUGUAAACUCGUCAAUCAAAGGUGGAGAGAUGGUUGGCUCGAUGGUUCUUGUGAUUGAUAAUUGAAAAAAAAAAUUUAGCUAGAAAAUUCACAAAAUUCGUGUAAAAGUCGUUAAAAUUUUUUUUUUUUUAAUAUUAAUUACAAAUAACAAUUGUAGUAGUAGAAUAUAAUAGCGAAUAAUUUCGCAACGAAGGCACUUGGGAGAUUAAUGUAAAUAUUUUUUUUUAUCGCAAAGAGUAUUUUAUACAAUUCUUAUAAUUUAAAAAAAAAGGAUUCACAUAUUUUUGGCUUUAUUCCAAUAAAUAAUUUUUGGUUUUAAUUUUUUAAAACUUA